CUUGAGGGCUGCUGGAUUGCGAUGAGCGUCCUGCGGUUCUCGCCUGCGGCCACUGGAGGUGGCAGCCACGAUGGCAGUGCCACCUUUCCCGCCCAGCCAGAUCGGCCACUGUCUAGACGGGCUGAUGCUGCUGCCGGGGAGCUAAUUCGCUUGACGAGUCCAGUGUGUUUAAGCAGGAAUUAAGAAGAAACAGCACGCGGCGGCCCCUGGAGCCUGCAAAAGCAAGCCGCCAGAAAUCCAUGCACGCACGCAGCGGUCGAGGGCGCUGGAGGCCCACGCGGUCACCACGCUGAACAGAGCCAGCCUGGGCACGUGCUGCCACUGCUCGUCCUCGCCCUCCCCGCAGCCACUUUGGCCCCAGGCGCCCCAUGGCAGGCGUCUCGCACACACACGUCUGCCUUUCUGGCCCCGCCCCUGCCCGCCGCAGGGGCUCCAGACGCCCGCGUGCAUGUGCAGGAGGCCUGCGUCACCCGGGCGGCGAAGAUGAAGCACGAAGGCCCAGAGCCCGUCCACUCCGACUUCGUGCUCCUGGCGAGGAGCUCGAUCCCCCCUCAGCGCAAGGACUUCGAGCUGGACGACUUCGAGGUGGUCGGGAAGCCCCUGGGGUGUGGCGCGAUCGGUUCCGUGAGCAGGGUCGUUCAGAAGGGCACAGGUAGGUUCUUCGCGAUGAAGGUGAUGUCCAAGACGAAGGUACUCGAGUUCGAUCUCUUGGCGAACGUCGAGCGGGAAAUCGCUGCACAGCAGAAGCUCCGUCACCCGAACAUCCUGCGGCUGUACAAGUGCUUCGAGAGUCAGGAGGGCAUCCACUUGCUCCUGGAGUACGCGUCCAACGGGUCGCUCUUCGAGCUGCUGAGGGACCACGGGAGAGAGGCCGCCGCGUCUGGCCAGGAGCGGCUGGGCCUCCCCGAGGCCCUGGCCGCGGGCAUGUUCCGCAGCGUGGCGGAGGCCGUCCACUUCCUCCACUGCAACGGCUUCAUGCACCGGGAUCUGAAGCCGGAGAACAUACUCGUUUGCGAGGGGGGCGAGCUGAAGCUGGCAGACUUUGGCUGGUGCAACAUGCUCGAGGGCGUGAGCCGCCGCACCUUCUGCGGCACCAUGGAGUACGUCUCGCCGGAGAUGCUGGCCAGCGAGCCCCACGACUGCAUGGUGGACGUGUGGGCCGCAGGUGUGCUCCUCUUUGAGAUGCUGGUCGGGCGCUCGCCGUUCGCCGCGGUGAGCCACCUGCAGAUGAUCGCCAACAUCACGAAGGUGGCAUACGAGUUUCCCCACCACGUCUCGGUCUCCGCCCGCGACCUGGUGGGCAGACUGCUCGUGAAGGAGCCCCGCGGGCGCCUCGACCUCGGCAUGGCGGCCGAGCACCCGUGGGUGCGGCAGCACAUCUCCGAGGCAGCCGGGGCGACGCAGGGCGGCGCCGGGCCGAGCGUGAAGACCCCCCGCAGCGCGAGCGUGCCGAGCCCCCGCGGCGAGCCGCCCGACCCCUGCGGCGGGGCGGCCCGCGAGGCAGCGGCGCCCGUGCCGCCGCCGGGUGCCUCGGCGCGUGCGCGGUCCUCCGGCGGCCGGAUGCGCGCGCCAGACUCGCCAGAGGGCCGGGCCGCGGGCCGGGCCGCGGACAGGCCGACAGGCCCGCCCGAGGCGUCGCCAGAGGCGCGGCCCGCCGCUGCCGGCAGCAGGGGCGCUGCCGGGCCUCCCGAGGCGGGGCCCCCCGAGCGGGACGGGCCGCCGCAGAGCAGCAGCCAGCCGGCGGCCCAGGCCUGCGACAGUGGGCCGUGCGAGGGCCCUGGCCGUGGCCCCCCCGAGGGGGUGCCGCAGGCGCAGGAGGCGCACGCGCUGCUGGGGCGCGCCGUCAGGACAUCGGAUGCGGAGCAGGACGCUCCUGGAGCGCGCCCUGCGGCAGGCGGCGGCCGCCGGCCUGGAGGGCCGGGAGCUGGCCGAGGCGCGCCGGUCGCUGGAGGCGGAGGUGCGGAGGGCCGAGGCCCGGGGGCGCCUGAUGGACGCCACGCAGAGGCGGUCGCAGAAGGAUCGGACCUCUUCCUGGCGCUGGGGGAGGCAGGGAGGCUGGACUUCUCGAAGGACCGCGAGCUCGUCGAGCACGCGAGGGAUGUGCUGGCGAGCCUCUCCGGCGAUGCCGAGGACGGGUGCGGCCCCGCGGCGAGGGAGCCCUCGGAGCCCGCCCUGGGCUCAACCGCCGCGGGCUCCGAGGUGCAGCCCGGCCUAGAGGUGCCUCCCGCGGGCCCGGCCGACGACUCCGCGCCCGCGCAGGCCCCGCGCAGAUCGGCCUGCGGCCUCGCGCAGGCCUUCGGCGCCUCGCCGCGGUCGGAGUGCCGCUCGUCCUUCUCCAGCGGCGGCGUGAGCCCCACGGCGUGCCCCCACCCCGCCGGCGUUGGCCUCCGCGAGCGUCUGGCGGCGCAGAAGAGGCGCAGCGACGGCGAGGCGCUCGACGCGUGCUCCCUGACCAGCCGCAGCACGGUGUCCAGCGUGUGCGCCGGCGAUCCCAUCGGGAGCGCGGCGGCGCCCUUGCCGCGUCAGAGCCUGUCUUCGCCGCACGGCAGGGGGGCCCUGCUGGGGGAGGACGCGGCCGAGGAGGGCGCGCCGGCCUGGGCGUCUCCAAAGCGCACGGGCCCUCGGAGGUCUCAGAGCCCUGGGAGCCCCUGGACGUCGCAGGUCCAGUCGGAGGAGGACAUGGCAGACGACGCCCUCGACGACUUUGACUCUCUCAUGCUCGAGGGAGGCCGCCCUUCGUGCGCGCAAGAAUGCUGCAUAAGCUGAAGGAGGAAGGAAACAUAUGUGGCGCGGUAUCGCAGCCGCCUGUGUGCUCCGCCACCCAACGGCGCUCUUUCGCUUUUCCUGGCCAGGCGAUGCGCGCAGCCCCACGCGAGCCGGCAUUGCACUCCAGGGCCCCGAGCCCUGGCGUCAGGGCGACGGCGCCAAGGCGGCCCUCCUCUGCACUCCACGCUCCGCGUCAGAGCACGGAGGGGCGGCGGCGGCGCCCGCGCAGCUGCCCUCCGCACCGCAGGGCCUGUUUAGAGAGGUUCGUACUGUACCCGUACAUAUAUAGUUGCCGCCGCGCAUUCUAACAGAUGCGCCCCCAAGAAAUGAAAGCAUUUUUGGGUUCUGGGUUUCCGGAAGUGCCUUCUUGCCGUCCGCGUUUGGCUGGAGCAGGGGCGGGGUCGGAACACGCGGUAGUUUUAGCUCUCAGACCUCCUCGCGUCGCGCAGCACGAAGGCCGCCCGGCGCGAGGCAGAGGCGGGGCGCAUACUGCUUUACUAGGUGUCCUCUCCCCUGUUGCCUCGUCGUUUUGCUCAUCCGCCCACGCUCCUCUCUCUUUCUCCCUUUCCCUGCUAGGCUUUCAGGCUAGUGGCCGAUGGCACAGCUCACGCUUGGACGGACGCCGCGCGCUGCAGCAGAAUGGGACCCUCGCGAUGCCCGCAAAAUCAGCGAAAG
Molecule: messenger RNA, 3441 nt
Organism: Prorocentrum cordatum
Lineage: Eukaryota; Dinophyceae; Prorocentrales; Prorocentraceae
Source: the annotation of a GenBank genome assembly